CCCGGAGCCGCCUCCCCGGCUGCUGGCACCCAAAGCUUCCUCCUUCGCCAGCCAGGACGCUGCCGCCUCGUCCUUGCCCGCGGCUCCGCUGACGAGGCUUCAAAGCUGCAACUUAGUGGAGUUGGCCUCCCUGCCCACCUGUGGAAGAAGCUCACGCUGAUUGAUGCGCCAUCGACAUUUUUCCUCUUCGGCCUCGCGGGCGUCCCCUCCCACAGAAGCAGCAUCACCCGGUGAAUGUACACUAGGGUGGUUUUUCCCCCCUGCUUCGGGCUUUGUUUGAGUUUGAUUGUGUUUGACUCUUUGCUGAGCUGAUUUAUGCAGCAGAAGCCCCAUCGGCUGGAAAGAAACAAAAGCUCUUUUCUUUGUCCCAGAGCGGGCUGCAGAGCCCUAGCUCGCGUCGCCUCCGCGGGGCUUCGGCCGUCCGAGGAGGUGCUGCUGGCUGAGACGGCGGGACCCGCGGUCCGAACUGGGAGGGCCGCGGGGGCCCUGAGAUGCCGAUCGGUGCCCAGGCCAGCGUACCUGCACCGGUAGCUCCGAGCCGCGGGGUCCGCCUGCCGGGCCUGCGGGAAUCGUCCUAGUGAGACUCGGCCCGUGGGCCCCGAGGUGCGCCCAGGAGGCGCAAGCACGCGCCCCGAAAGCAGAGAGGCGGCGGGCGCGGUGCGAGCGACUGUGCAUUAUGUGCCGCUGGGCCCUGGCUUUUUUUACCGCCGCAUUUGUCUGCCUGCAAAACUGCCGGCGAGGUCCUGCCCAGGCUCUCCGGGCGGCCUGGGUGUUUUCAUUUGUUCUUGGAUUGGGCCAAACUGAAGACAAUAGAUGUGCGGACUCCAAUGCAGCAUCGUGUACCAAGUGCCUUGAGCUGGGUCCAGAAUGCGGAUGGUGUGCUCAAGAGGUUUUCAUUUCAGGUGGAUCAAGGAGUGAACGUUGUGAUAUUGUUUCCAAUUUAAUAAGCAAAGGCUGCUCGGUUGAUUCAAUAGAAUGCCCAUCUGUGCAUGUAAUACCAAGUGGAAAUGAAAUUAAUACCCAGGUGACACCAGGAGAAGUGUCGAUCCAGCUGCGUCCAGGAGCUGAAGCUAAUUUUAUGUUGAAAAUUCAUCCUCUGAAGAAAUAUCCUGUGGACCUUUAUUAUCUAGUUGAUGUCUCAGCAUCAAUGCACAAUAAUAUAGAAAAACUAAAUUCUGUUGGAAAUGAUUUAUCUAGAAAAAUGUCAUUUUUCUCCCGUGACUUCCGCCUUGGAUUUGGCUCAUACGUGGAUAAAACAGUUUCACCCUAUAUCAGCAUCCACCCAGAAAGGAUUCAUAAUCAGUGCAGUGACUAUAAUUUAGACUGCAUGCCUCCCCAUGGGUAUAUUCAUGUGCUAUCGUUGACGGAGAACAUCACUGACUUCGAAAAAGCAGUUCACAGACAGAAGAUCUCUGGAAAUAUAGAUACACCAGAAGGAGGUUUUGACGCCAUGCUUCAGGCAGCUGUUUGUGAGAGUCAUAUUGGGUGGCGAAAAGAAGCUAAGAGAUUGCUGCUGGUGAUGACAGAUCAGACAUCUCAUCUUGCUCUUGAUAGCAAAUUGGCAGGCAUAGUGGUGCCGAACGAUGGAAACUGCCAUCUGAAAAACAACGUCUAUGUCAAGUCCACAAGCAUGGAACAUCCCUCACUAGGCCAACUUUCAGAAAAAUUAAUAGACAACAACAUCAAUGUCAUUUUUGCAGUUCAAGGGAAACAGUUUCAUUGGUAUAAGGAUCUUCUUCCACUCUUGCCUGGCACCAUCGCUGGUCAAAUAGAAUCAAAUGCUGCAAACCUCAAUAAUUUGGUAGUAGAAGCAUAUCAGAAACUCAUUUCAGAAGUGAAAGUUCAGGUGGAAAACCAGAUACAUGGAGUCUCUUUUAACAUUACUGCCAUCUGUCCAGAUGGGUCCAGAAAGCCAGGCAUGGAGGGAUGCAGAAAUGUGACAAGCAAUGACGAAGUUUUUUUCAGUGUAACAGUUACAAUGAAAAAAUGUGAUGCCACAGGAGGAAAAAGCUAUGCAAUAAUCAAGCCUAUUGGUUUCAAUGAAACCACUAAAAUUCACAUCCACAGACACUGCAGCUGUCAGUGUGAUGAUAGCAGAGAACCUAAAGGAAAGUGUAUAGAUGAAAAUUUUGGGGACACUCACUGUUUCCACUGUGAUGACAAUAAGUGUCAUUUUGAUGAAGAUCAGCUUCCAUCUGAGAGUUGCAAGCCACACAAGGAUCAACCUGUUUGCAGUGGUCGCGGGGUUUGUAAUUGUGGGAGAUGUUUAUGUCACAAAACUAAGCUUGGAAGAGUGUAUGGAAAAUACUGUGAAAAGGAUGAUUUUUCUUGUCCAUAUCAUCAUGGAAAUCUGUGUGCUGGUCAUGGAGAGUGUGAAGCUGGCAGAUGUCAGUGCUACAGUGGCUGGGAAGGGGAUUGGUGCCAAUGUCCGUCAGCCUCAGCCCAGCACUGUGUCAACUCAAAGGGCCAAGUGUGCAGCGGGAGAGGCACCUGUGUGUGUGGCAGAUGUGAGUGCACAGAUCCCAUGAGCAUAGGACGUUUCUGUGAACACUGCCCCACGUGUAAUACAGCCUGCAAUGAAAACUGGAAUUGUAUGCAAUGCCUUCACCCUCACAAUCUCUCUCAAGCUCUACUUGAUCAGUGUAAAACCUCAUGUGCUCUCAUGGAACAACAUUCUGUGGACCAAACAUCAGAAUGUUUGUCCAGCCCAAGCUAUUUGAGAAUAUUUUUCAUCAUCUUUAUAGUAACCUUCUUGAUUGGGUUGCUUAAAGUCCUCAUCAUUAGACAGGUGAUACUGCAAUGGAAUAGUAAUAAAAUUAAGUCCUCGGCAGAUUAUAGAGGGUCAACCUCAAAAAAGGAUAAGUUGCUUCUGCAUAGUGUUUGCACAAGAACAGUAACCUAUCGACGUGAGAAGCCUGAAGAAAUAAAAAUGGAUAUCAGCAAAUUAAACGCUCAUGAAACUUUCAGGUGCAACUACUAAAGAAGAUUAAAAAAAAAAGUAUUUCAUGAGAAACUGGACUAUUAAUAAUUGCUCCUAAAAAUUAUAAUUCUAAAAGUCACAGGAGGAGUCAAAACAUCCAAGGUCAUGCCAGUUGCUGAUUAUAUUCUCCAACGAAGACUGACAACAUCCUCAUCUUAAUGUGACUCACAUAGCUGCUGAAAUAUUCAGAGAAAAAUGUGUCUUACUACUGUUUGAAACUAGUGUCAUUGUAGCACUUUACUGUAAUAUAUAACUUAUUUAGAUCAGCAUAGAAUGUAGAUCAUCUGAAGAGCACUGAUUACACUUUACAGGUACCUGACAUUCCUAGCUUCCCAGAGACAGACAAUGCUGUGAGAAUUGUAGCAUUGUGUCACUACAAGGGUACAGUAAUUCCUGCACUGAACAUGUGGAUGAAAAAAAAAAUCAGUUAUACUAACUUUGCCAAACACUUUAGCAAUUGGCAGUGAAUAGACAAGAACACCUAGAUGAAUAAAUUGUAUUUCACUUGUUUGAGAAGUGAAAAGAUAGAAUCUUAAUAUCACAGUAAGGGAUAUUGUUUUUGAAACUGUGGUUUUAUGCAUGUGUGUUUGGUUUUCUUUUUUUUUCAUUUUUUGUAAGAUGGAUACUAACUCCAACCUUCUCUCUUCUUUAUAUUGUUUUUUUCUUUCUUACAGGAUAAGUUUAUAUAUGUCACAGGUGACUGGACUAAAUAAGUGCUAAGUUACUACUGCCAUAAAAACCUAAUAAUACAAUGUCACUUUAUUAGAAUACUGGUUUUUAAAGCUGAAUGU
Orycteropus afer afer is the source of this 3771-nucleotide messenger RNA. RefSeq names its product integrin subunit beta 8 (gene ITGB8). Gene Ontology annotation, biological process: cell adhesion mediated by integrin; integrin-mediated signaling pathway; cell migration. Gene Ontology annotation, cellular component: integrin complex; focal adhesion; cell surface. Lineage: Eukaryota; Metazoa; Chordata; Mammalia; Tubulidentata; Orycteropodidae. Gene Ontology annotation, molecular function: integrin binding. The record is from RefSeq and is a predicted model, not a curated record.